AUGUACAUGGUGCAGAAGCGGUGGGCCGAUGUAGCCGCACUCUUCAACCAGUUGAUGCUCUUGCCUGAUUGGGUUCUCGAGGAUGCAGAGACCUUGAGCCGCUUCACCAACGAUAUCCAGCUGGCUGCCAAGGAAGCUCUACAUUUUCCGGAGCCAGGAGAGACGCGUGAGGUUCCUUCCCUAAAGUUUGCCGCCUUGCUGGAGCAGUUGGCGCUGCUGGCCCCAAGGUAUGAGUUUCAACUGCCACCCUACUUCCUGAACAAUGCACGAGCCCUGGGCUGUCUGGAAGGCAUGGCGCGCACGGUUGAUCCUGAUUUUAACAUCUUGGAGAAAGUCUAUCCAUUUGCUUUGGAUCGUCUUUUGUCUAAUCCGUCGAACUCGCCAGUCUUGAGUAGCACUUUGCAGCGCCUUUGUGAAGACGACUUGGGUCACUUGUGCUUGGCGAAAGCUGAUGAGCUUGUGGCCUCUGCAGCCCGCCUGUCAGGCAAGAGGAAACACGAUGUGGUCAUGGACAGCUUGCGCACCAAAGGCGGCCGGCGCUUCUUCCGGAAGCUGCUCCGGAACGAGAUCCGGGUCAGAUGGUCGCGCUCGCGAUCGCUUGCGGCUGCGCCACGAGCCGAACCAUCCAGUGGCACUCGUGGAGAAAAGACAGUGGCACUGCCUGCGGGGCCUGUGGUCAGUGAAAGCUACGACCUGUCGCUCGCGGGGCUGCGUCAUGCUGCGUCUAUACGUGUGUGGUCACAGCGAACCCCCCCCAGGGUCGACUGUGGGGGAGAAAGUUUAAGAAGACCCAGGCAUGGGCUCUCUCGAUCAUGGGACCAGUCAGACUGCGUCACAGGUGAGGCACUGCUUCACAUGCUGAGAAAUGGCAAACUGACUGAUGCGUCAGAGAGCUACAACUGGAAAAUGUUUAUUCAUAGAAUCCCUCUGCUUUAG
Durusdinium trenchii is the source of this 936-nucleotide messenger RNA. The record is from the annotation of a GenBank genome assembly. Lineage: Eukaryota; Dinophyceae; Suessiales; Symbiodiniaceae.